Molecule: messenger RNA, 1119 nt
Organism: Vicia villosa (hairy vetch)
Lineage: Eukaryota; Viridiplantae; Streptophyta; Magnoliopsida; Fabales; Fabaceae
Exons: 1
Coding region: 138-926 (262 amino acids)
Source: RefSeq, a predicted model, not a curated record
CCCCAUUAAUUCCCCAAAAAUUAACAAAAAAUAAAUAGCCAUAUACCCACCACAUUUAUCCACACCUCCUUAUCUAUCCACCUUAUAAAAAUCACAAUCCUCUCAUAUCUAACCUUACAUCAUCACCAUCAUAAUCCAUGGAUUGGUUCUCAUGGUUAUCAAAAACCACUCUUGACCCUUCACUCAUCUAUGACUAUGGCCUCAUCUUUGCACGCAACGAGCUUCAACUACAAGAUGCAUCUUAUUUCAACCAUGAGUUUCUACAAAGCAUGGGAAUCUCAAUCGCCAAACAUAGGUUAGAGAUUCUCAAACUUGUCAAAAAAGACCAACAUCACCUAGAGUCACUACAACAACAACCUAAGAAUCUCUCAAGUGUCAUCAAAAAGUGUCUCAAAAAAUGCAUGAGCAAAUUUGUUUCUCGCGACGACAACGACGUCAAGAGAAACACGAACGCGGUUUUACCGACGGUUUUACGUGAACCGAAUUGCUAUCAAGGGGAAAAAUGGAAAGGAGGGAAUCAGAAGCCGGUUUCAAUGUGUAGAAGCAGAACAAUGCCGUAUUCAGGGCCAUUAGAUGGAAGAAUGAUGCAUGAUAGAAAAUUUGUUAGCAAUAAAGCAUUGAAGUUAUCUGGGCCUAUUGAUGGAAGAAUGAUGAAUGAGAGGAUGGUGUAUACCAAUAGAAGCCCAUUGAGAAAUAGGCCCAUUGAUGGAAGGUUUACAGGAACAAUCAAAAGCCCAAGAGUGUCUGGGCCUUUUGAUGCUAAAAUGUUGUUUGAGAUUAAUAGAAGCCCAACAAUUACUAGGGCUUCUGUUGAAACGGAUAGCCCAAUGGGCUAUUGUAGUCCAUAUAAUAAGCCCAAAGAUGAGUUUGAUUUGGAUGAGGAGCGUAAGCUUUGGCCUACACUCUUUGAUCUUAAUCCAACUUGAUUUAUUAUUUUUAUUUUUUUGUAUUUUUUUCUUGUGUGAUUCAACGGUGAGUGAAGAAAGGACAUUUUUUCCUCUUCUUUUAGUUAGUAGUUUAUGAUAGUAAAGUAAUAGUUAGUGUGGAAUUUAUUGUGUUGUUGGAAGAAAAAAGUUUUCUUGUAUUCAUUGGUUUUCUAUUUACUUUGUUUAUACAUUA